Messenger RNA from Apus apus (common swift), 3947 nucleotides. It is a transcript of the gene ENPP4, whose product is annotated as ectonucleotide pyrophosphatase/phosphodiesterase 4. Bases 152 to 1510 code for a protein of 452 amino acids. The transcript has 4 exons. Lineage: Eukaryota; Metazoa; Chordata; Aves; Apodiformes; Apodidae. The record is from RefSeq and is a predicted model, not a curated record.
GCCCGUCGCCUCCCGCCGCGCCGGAGCGGCCCGCACGGUGGGGUCCGGCCCGGGCGGAACCGCGGCGGGGUUGGGUGGGGGAGCUGUCCCGUGUGGGGGAGAGGCUGUGGUGCAUUUGAUUACCUGCUGGAAACACUCUGAAGUAUCAGCAAUGAACUUGAUGUUAACAUUAUUCUUCUCUGGAAUAGUUGCCUGUUGUGGUCGCUCCACUGGUGAUUCGGUAUCCAGGUUACUUCUUGUGUCCUUUGAUGGCUUCAGGGCUGAUUACUUGGAAACCUAUAAACUUCCUCAUCUCCAGGAGUUCAUUAAGGAUGGUGUGCUUGUAAAAGAAGUGACAAACUCUUUUAUCACCAAGACUUUCCCAAACCAUUACACGAUAGUGACGGGUUUAUAUGAAGAAAGCCAUGGCAUUGUGGCCAACGACAUGUAUGACCCAGAUGCUCAGAAGAAGUUCUCACAGUUCAAUGAUUCAGAUGCCUUCUGGUGGGACGAAGCAGUCCCAAUUUGGGUAACAAACCAACAGCAGGGAAAUGGGGCAAGUGCUGCUGCCAUGUGGCCUGGUAGUGAUGUAAAAAUUAACGACACGACCCCUCAGUUCUUUAUGAAGUAUAACUUCUCAGUUACGUUUGAGGAGAGAGUGGAGAAAAUUGUUGCAUGGCUGAACAGCUCUAACCCAGUAGUCAAUUUUGCUACAUUAUACUGGGAAGAACCAGAUGCAAGUGGGCACAAAUAUGGACCGGAUUACUCUGAGAACAUGCGCAAAGUAUUAGAAGAAGUGGAUAAUCACAUUGGUUUCCUUACUGAUAAAUUGAAGGCCUUUGGUUUGUGGGACACUAUUAAUAUCAUCAUAACAAGUGAUCAUGGAAUGGCAUCAUGUUCUGCAAACAAGCUGAUUAUCCUGGAUGACUGCAUCGGUCGCAAUAACUAUACUCUGAUAGACAAGACUCCAGUUGCUGCAGUGCUGCCAAAGCAGAACAAAAGCGAUGUCUACAACUUACUGAAAAAAUGCAGCAGUCACAUGAAAGUGUAUCUGAAAGAAGAAAUUCCAGACAGAUUUCAUUAUCGUCACAAUAAGAGGAUUCAGCCCAUAAUUCUGGUUGCAGAUGAAGGUUGGACAAUUGUACAGAAUGAGUCUUUUUCAAAAUUAGGUGACCACGGCUACGACAACGCUCUCCCGAGCAUGCAUCCGUUCCUGGCCGCUCGCGGGCCGGCUUUUCACCGGGGUUACAAGCAGGGCACGAUGAACAACGUGGAUAUUUACCCCAUGAUGUGCCACAUCCUGGGGCUGACGCCGCGGCCGCACAACGGCACUUUCAGUAACACCAAGUGCCUGCUCACUGACCAGUGGUGUGUCAAUCUUCCUGAAGCUGUCGGGAUAGUUAUUGGGGCUUUAACCAUACUGACUUCUUUCACCUGCAUUCUCAUCAUCUCAAAGAAGAAAACAGCUGCCCCGCGGCCCUUUUCCCGACUUCAAUUACAGUCUGAUGAUGAUGAUCCUUUAAUUGGAUAGCAUGUGUGGAGCCCCACCUCAUUUGCUAAAUAGGGAUUUCAGGAAGAGUUUGGACUUGCACUGGGUGACAUUCUUUGAUGCACUUUAAUGGUAUCUGUAUAAAAUACUGUACAACCAGAUCUUGCUAACUUUUUUGUGUUGCUACUUGACUAGUAGUCCUGUUUUUCAGAACAAAACGGUGAACAGGUGGCUUUCUGCUGGAAGAGAUGCUUAACAAAACAAGGAUGCUUAGUUUUUCAUUCAAGCUUUUCAACACUUUCAAAAUGAAAUUCCAGAGUAUGAACUAGCUGGGAUAGACAAGUGAAUUUUCACACUUGUAAAUGAUAAUUGUACUUUUGUCUUAAAUUAAUGUUGACUUCUUUUAGUGAGCUUGUGCCUGUAUUGGAAAGAUCUUUUCAUAUGAGAGUUAGAAGUUAGUUCUGUUUGGACAGUAUGUUCUGAAUUAUUUUAAAUUUGGAGAUGGAGGGUGUAGAGAAAAUAAAUACUUCUGUUUCCACCCUAAGCCAACAGUAUGACAAGAAACUGCUGAGAAAGAAAAUAGAAGUCAGUGAGGAGAGAUUUGUUGCAUAUCACUUCUGUUUUGCACCAUUAAGUGUGCAGUUCAGCAGUUGCAACACCAGGCACGUGGCUCUGACAUUUCUAGAUGGCUUGUGGGUUACUUAGUUCCACAGUUCCUGCACUUGCUUAUCUCAAGGAAGUAGAUUUAAUCUGAGAAUCCUUGGAUUGCUCAGUUUAAUGGGCUGUAAAACUACUGCUUCUAAACCCUGUGAAAAGUUCUUAAGGUGUAAACUCUGCUGAAGAUGUUUUUGUAAUGAAGGUGGUUCUGCCCUGUGUGCCAACUGAUAGUUAUCUUUUGAAAGCUGUCAUGUGCUAAAAAGCAACAACUGAAUGUUUGAACGUGCAGCCAUCAAGCAAGGAUUCCAGACUCUUUAUUUUAAACCCUGGAAAUUUAAAGGAAAAAAUUAAUUUAUUUUUUGAGGUAAGAUCUGUUAUCUGUAGUGUCUAGAUGUAAAGUUCUGGUGAAGACCAGUGCUAGUAGUUAAUUGAAACUCUUGAUUCCUUGUUAAUGGUCAAGUCUAGUAACUUGCCUUUAAAAAAAAAAUAAAAAAAAAAAAUUAAAAGCCUGAGUAGCACUUAUCUUUCAGUGAGGAAAGAAUGCAAGGUUAAAUUGUUAACGCUAACCCAAAAAGAGAACUACUGUUACCAAAUCCUGUUCCUGCUAGUUUAAUAGUUUUAAGAACUGGUACUCUUAAGUGAGAGAGCUGAGCUACAACAUUUCUUGUUCAUGAGGUCAAAUCUAAUACUAUUUCAUACUGGCUACAAACUACCUUUUGACCCAGCUGGGAGGAAGUAUGGGCUUUGGAGGGAAGGGUUGCUUUUAACUGCCCACUGAAAAAAACAGAUUUUAGUUUGCAAAAUGACACGUGGAAGUUUUACUAAAUCGUAUCUUUUUCUCCGAGGAUUCUAUUGUACUGAUUAAAAACACAAUACAAAAACUAAAGUGUUCUGUUUUUUUCCCUGUUCUUAAACUGCUAGUUACUACUUACCACCUAAUGUUUUACUCUGGAUUAAGGUGAAUUUAAGAGGCUCAGGCCCGUUAAAAAAUAUGCGCUGUUACUGACAGUCUGCUGCAUUUUAGACUGUUGAUAUAGUAAGAGUGAGAGCUGGACUGAACUCUCAUCCUGCUGAAAGAUUUGAAAUAAUUUGUUACAUACAAUAGGAGGUCAAGUUAAUGAGUAACUAUGAAAUUAAUGUUUUGCAGGGUAGAACCCAGCUUAGACAUGCUGUAAAAGGGAGGAUGCUUAAAUUCCUACAUUGGAAAGAGUAGUUAGGUUCUUUUAAUGUUGGUACUACAGGCUGCCAUCCUCAGUACAUGGCAGACUUGCUGCAAGGUGCUUUGCACGUUCUAUUUAUGGAAAGGCUUGACUCAGCUGAGUUAUCUUUAUCUUUCUAGCAGACUUGGUAAUACCAAGCUGUUCUGUCCUCUACCUGUGAGAGGUUUUUUUCUAAAUGCUAAAACUGAUUGGCACAGGAUUCUGUUCUUCCCUUCUUCCUCCUUCCCCCAGACAGUGUGUGAUUGAUGGGCUUUCACUGUCAUCAGCCAGGUCUCAAGGUUACCACCAAGAUCUUAAUUAUCAGAAAUGUAAAUGUCAACUGAAUUGCAAUGGCAGCACUCUAACCUGAAAUAGGAAUAUUGGUACAGGUGGGGAAAUCUAGGUCUAAAUGCAUUUCUCCUUCUAGCUCUAGGUACAGGACAUUGAGCUCCUAUGAAACCAGAAAGUGAACAGCAGGAUCUAGCAGAAAUCCCUACUACUCUCUCCUCCUCCUCCCUUUAGCCUUGAGACUAAACAGUGUUACUGUGGGAAGAGUUUAAAGAGAAAGUUUAAAUAUUUAUCAAGGAAUACAAUAAACGACAUUGCAGCUGCAUUGCUAAUAA